Molecule: messenger RNA, 3567 nt
Organism: Fulvia fulva
Lineage: Eukaryota; Fungi; Ascomycota; Dothideomycetes; Mycosphaerellales; Mycosphaerellaceae
Product: L-2-aminoadipate reductase large subunit
Exons: 1
Coding region: 1-3567 (1188 amino acids)
Biological process (GO): L-lysine biosynthetic process
Molecular function (GO): L-aminoadipate-semialdehyde dehydrogenase [NAD(P)+] activity
Source: RefSeq, a predicted model, not a curated record
AUGGCCUCCCAAGCGCAAGAUGUGCGCCCAGAUCCGACAUCUGACCUCCACUGGUCCGACUAUCGAGGAGCAAUCCACGAGAUCUUCGCAGCCAAUGCCGCCAAGCAUCCAGACAGAUCUUGCGUUGUCGAGACGGCAUCUUCAACAUCACCAAAACGAGACUUUAGCUACAAGACGAUCAACGAGUCUUCGAACAUAGUCGCACAUCACCUCGUCUGCAAUGGCGUACAGCGAGGCGAAGUCGUCAUGGUCUACGCCCAUCGAGGUGUGGAUCUGGUGGUUGCAGUGAUGGGUGUGCUGAAAGCUGGCGCUACGUUCAGUGUCAUCGAUCCAGCAUAUCCACCGGAUCGUCAGAUCAUCUAUUUGGAAGUCGCUCAGCCUAGAGCGUUGAUCAAUAUCGACAAGGCGAUCAGAGAUUCUGGUCCUCUUCACCAGACGGUCAGGACGUUCAUCAAUGAGAAGCUCCAAUUAAGGACCGAAGUGCCUGCAUUGAAGCUCCAGGGCGACGGCUCCGUUAUUGGAGGGUCACUUGAGGGAGGAUCUGAUGCCCUUCACGAGCAGCUACCGAAGAGAGAGAGCUUACCUGGCGUGCUAGUCGGACCUGACAGCACGCCUACACUCUCUUUCACUUCUGGCUCCGAGGGACGACCAAAAGGUGUCAAGGGGAGGCAUUUCUCACUGGCCUACUACUUCCCUUGGAUGUCUAAGCGAUUCAACUUGACAGAAAAGGAACGUUUCUCUAUGUUGAGCGGCAUUGCACAUGACCCAAUUCAGCGAGAUAUCUUCACGCCACUUUUCCUCGGCGCAAGUCUGAUUGUACCACCUGCAGAAGACAUUACAUUCGAUCGGUUGGCAAAGUGGGCCAGCGAGAAUAGCAUCACUGUCACGCACCUUACGCCAGCUAUGGGACAGAUCUUGCUUGGUAGCACGGAACCAAAGGUGGAGAGCCUGCACGGUGCUUUCUUCGUGGGCGAUGUUUUGCUCAAGCGGGAUUGCCGUCGUCUGCAACAGCUAGCGCCAAACUGCAGGAUCGAGAACAUGUAUGGCACGACCGAGACGCAACGAGCAGUCAGCUUUUACGAGAUUCCAUGCCUGAACGAAAACCCCGACUAUCUCGACAAGACGGGCGAUGUCAUUCCUGCUGGUACUGGUAUGUUGGACGUUCAGCUUCUCGUUGUCGAUCGCGAGAAGAAGGAAAGACAGUGUGAGGUCGGUGAGAUUGGUGAGAUCUAUGUUCGUGCAGGUGGCCUCGCUGAAGAGUACCUCGGCGACCCGAAGAAGAACGCAGAGAAGUUCGUCUGGAAUUGGUUCGUUGACAACCAACGUUGGGUCGACGAGGACAAGCAGAGAGUCGAAGCUGCAGGCACAGCAGAGCCCUGGCGAGAACAGUAUCUUGGCCCACGAGACCGCAUGUACCGAUCUGGUGACCUCGGUCGAUAUAUGCCAGACGGCAAUGUUGAGUGCGUUGGUCGCGCAGACGACCAGGUCAAGAUUCGGGGCUUUCGCAUUGAGCUGGGUGAGAUCGACACUCAUCUCAGCCAACACCCUUUGAUUCGGGAGAAUGUUACACUCGUCAAGCGCGACCACAGCGAAGAGCAGAUUCUGGUGUCCUACUUCGUGCCGGACAUGCAGAAGUGGAGGGAGUGGUACCAGCAGCAGGAAGAAACCUCGCAGCAAUCAUCAGCAAACGGUCUUCUACCACCGAAGGGUCCGCAACGGCGGAGAACAUCAGCAAAGGAGACUCACUCGCUUGCUGAUCGGAUGAGGAUCUUCGAUCUACUCACGAAUGAUGCCCGUGAGUUGCUCAAGAAGAAGGUGCCGACAUAUGCUGUUCCCACACUGUUCAUUCCCAUGCUACGUCUACCUCUGACACCAAAUGGCAAAGUCGACAAGCGAGCACUUCCAUUCCCAGAAGCUGCCGAUCUUUUGGGAUCAGUGCCCACAGCUGGAGAUAUCAGCUCACGCACGGAGACAGAAAAGUCAUUGGCUGAGAUCUGGGCAUCACAUCUCAAAGCUCGCAAUCACACUUCCGAGACAUUGCCCCGAGAGACAAGCUUCUACGAUCUCGGAGGUGACAGUAUCAUGACAGUUCAGAUCGUUCCCAAGAUCAACCGAAAAUGGCAAGGCGCUAACGUGCCCAUGUCCGUGAUGGCCGGAGGACAGCCGACUCUGAAGAGUGUGGCCAGGUACAUUGACAGAUCGCUGAACCCCGUUGGUCUGCGAUUGGACGUUGCCGAAGAGCAAGACGAGCAGCAGUCCGUGCACUACUCCAAUGAUCUUGCGAACCAAAUCGCACAGUUACCCACGUCCAUUUCCAGCAGUCCAGUAAGAAGCACAGAUGCUGGUAUCAACAUCCUCUUGACUGGUGCAACGGGCUUUCUGGGCGCCUACAUUCUGCAUGACGCCUUCAACCGGAAUCCUCCCAACCACGUCUACGCGCAUGUCCGUGCUUCGUCUGCCCUAGACGGUAUGAAGAGGAUCAGACAGACUUGCACUGCCUACGGAUUCUGGCAAGACUGGUGGGAGAGCGAAGGCGUGCUUGAGGUCGUGAUCGGUGACUUGGAAAAGCCCAAGCUAGGCAUGUCCGAUACCGACUACAAGAAGGUUGUCGAAGAUGCCGAUCUCGUUAUCCACAACGGAGCUCGAGUGCAUUGGCUCAUGCCAUAUGAGAACCUCAAGGCUGCCAACGUUACGAGCACAUUGGAAGCUAUUAAGCUUUGCGUGAGCGGCAAGCACAAGCGACUGUCUUUCAUCAGCUCGACAAGCGCACUCGACACAGAUCCCUUCGUCAAGCAAUCAGACGCAGGCCAACCAGUCCUCGAAUCCGACGAUCUCGAAGGCAGCCGGCAAGGUCUGGGCACCGGAUAUGGCCAAAGCAAAUGGGUGUCCGAAGCUCUCAUCAGAGAAGCCUGCAAGCGCGGUCUCAAUGGCGUAAUCAUCCGACCUGGCUAUGUCAUGGGAGACCCCGAGAAUGGAGUCAGCAACACCGACGAUUUCCUCGUGCGAAUGCUCAAAGGCUGCGUCCAAGUCGGCGCCAGACCUGACGUGAGCAACACCAUCAACAUGGUACCGGUGACUCGCGUAGCGCGCACCGUAAACGCCGUCUCCUUUUAUGGCGAGAGCGGGAAUGUCCACCACGUCGAUGCCAGACCACGACUCACCUUCAACGAGUACCUCGCCGCGCUGGAGAAGUACGGCUACUCUGUCCCGCUCGAGUCCUACGACAGCUGGAAACACAAAGUCGAGAAGUACGUCGAAGAAGGUAAAGACGAGCUAGCUCUGCUCGGGCUGUACCACAUGGUCACCGGUGAUCUGCCGGGUGCCACCAAGGCUCCAAACUUGGAUGAUGCCAACUCGCAGCGUGCUCUGAAGGCUGACACGCAAGAGCUGAAGAGGGCCGCGCCGCCGACUGUGACGGAGGAGGCUAUUGGUGCGUGGCUCAAGUUUUUGAUUAAUAGGGGUUUCAUGCCGUCACCGACGGAGGCGAAGACGCCGCUCCCUGAGAUUAGGUUGAGUCAGGCGCAGGUUGAUGCGUUGAAUAGUGUUGGUGGCCGGGGUGGGAAGUGA